Messenger RNA from Neolamprologus brichardi, 2014 nucleotides. Lineage: Eukaryota; Metazoa; Chordata; Actinopteri; Cichliformes; Cichlidae. The record is from RefSeq and is a predicted model, not a curated record.
AUUCUCCAUAUCCCGGUGAUCCUCUUUCCUGCGCUCGAGCUCCAGCAGUACGGCGCGCUUUUCAUUUAUUUUAAAUAUACAGAUCAAAUAUGUUUUUCUCCUCCUCUGAUGAAUUUACUGAGAUAAUGUUAAACAGAAAACGAGCGGAUUUUUGUAUGUAGCCGCGGGACAGGAUCGGCGACACCAGGGCACACGGAGCGGAGAGGAGAGCGAUUCUACGGCUUAUUAUAACCCCGGGACAUUGGACGUUAUUCGACGGUACUUUGGAUUACUUUGUUUUUCCCCCCACUGAACUGGACUCAGACAAAUCCAGGAUCAAGAUCAAGAUGCACCGCAGCUGAACCCACGAGUCCGGGAGUCCUGGUGGUGAAAUCGGACUGGACAGACCUCCAACCUCCUUGGUGCUGGACAGGAACUGAAUCAAGAUGACUCUCAGCGGUGCGAUAUUAAGCCUUCUCGCGUUGCUCGUCUUUCUCUCCGCCGGAUCAUCGGCUGCGACUCUGAGCGCUCGUAGAGACACCAUCCUGGGUUCGGAGACUUUCGGCGAUGUGGCAAACUUCAGCACCUUCUUGCUGGACCGCACAUCCGGCAUGCUGUUCCUGGGUGCCAGGGAUGCCAUACUGGCUGUAGACACCAAGAAGCUCAAUGAAAAAAACCCAUUAAAGAUUAUUUGGGAUGUCUCAGACGACAAGAGGAAGUCAUGUGAGGGAAAGGGAAAGACAGAGGGCGACUGCAGGAACUACAUCCGACUGUUGGAGUUCCUGGGAGAUGGUCGCAUCUAUGUGUGCGGCACCUAUGCUUUCGACCCUCAGUGUGCCUUCUUGAAUGCCACUACCUUUACUCUGGAAGAAGUUGAUGGAGUGGUGAGGAUGGAGUCAGGGAAGGGAAAGUGUCCUUUUGAGCCUAGUCAGCAUUACACAGCUAUUAUGGCAGAUGGUCUCCUUUACACAGCAGCUACCAGCAACUUCCUGGGAACACUCUUCGACAUCUCCCGGGCAACGGGCCCUGAGCAGGAGCGCAUCCGAACUGAACGAUCCAUCAACUGGCUCAGCGACCCAGAAUUUGUCAGCUCCGCUUUCAUAGAGCAGUCCGCAGGAAACCCGACAGGAGACGAUGACAAAAUCUACUUCUUCUUUAACGAGGUGGCCAAAGAAUAUGACUUCUACACCAAAGUCAAAGUACCCAGGGUGGCCCGGGUCUGCAAGUCUGAUGUGGGAGGGAUGAAGACUCUGCAGCGACGUUGGACCACCUUUCUCAAGGCUCAGCUGGUGUGCGAGGACAAGCCCAGCGGCCAGCGCUAUAACGUCCUAACUGAUGUUUUCACCAUGCAACAUAUUCCAGGCGACCCCAGCAGCACACACUUCUAUGGACUGUUCACCUCCCAGUGGGAGCAAGUAGACCUGUCGGCCGUGUGUGUUUUCAGCCUGUCUGACAUCAGCAAAGUGUUGGAUGGUCCGUUUAAAGAGCUGAAGAAAAGCUGCGACAACUGGAUCAAUCAUGAGCCGAUCCCCUCACCGCGGCCUGGCCAGUGUUUAAACAGUGCAUUAAAGGCUGAGGGCUUUGAGUCCUCCCUAAAACUUCCUGACAAGGUGCUGACAUUUGUGAGAGACCACCCUCUGAUGGAGAACAGUGUGACUGCAGCAUCCCUGCUGGUUCGAAAGGGAAUCAGUUACACCAAACUGGCUGUAAAUCUGAAGGACGGCAGCGAGGAGCGGAGGGCAGCAGUGCUGUAUCUAGGAACAGACCGUGGGGAACUCCACCAGGUGGCAGUAGUGGGCCAGAAUGUCACCUUACUGCAGGAGACUCCUCUGUUCACAUCACAGGAACCUGUUAACAAUAUAUUGUUGCACAAGGGCCACGCUCUGGUGGGCAGCCCUCUGUCUCUGGCUUGUGUCCAAGCUGAAGGCUGCGCUCUGUAUCGCAGCUGUGAGGUGUGCGCCAGAGCCAGAGGACUGGGCUGUGUGUGGAGCACAAAGGAGGAAGCCUGCAAGCCAACAACAGAAGAGUGAGUACU